This is a messenger RNA of Nerophis lumbriciformis (worm pipefish), 4944 nucleotides long. It is a transcript of the gene larp4aa, whose product is annotated as La ribonucleoprotein 4Aa. Gene Ontology annotation, molecular function: mRNA 3'-UTR binding. Lineage: Eukaryota; Metazoa; Chordata; Actinopteri; Syngnathiformes; Syngnathidae. The record is from RefSeq and is a predicted model, not a curated record. Gene Ontology annotation, biological process: positive regulation of translation. Gene Ontology annotation, cellular component: cytoplasmic stress granule; cytosol.
UGGCUGCUGGGAAGUCGGCGGACUGUGCCUGCGCCGAGGAAAGGUGCGUGUCCCCAGUGUCCGCUCGCCGAGUCGGGAUUGCGCCUCGCGAAGCUGCUGUGCGGCGUUCUUUUUCAUAAAGUGACCGAGGACACUGCGGCGUAAGAAGAGUCGGCGUGCGGUGGGGGCGGGGGAGAGUCGUGUAUGUCAUUCAAACCACAGCAAGUUUGAUUCAUUGAGCUAGCCGACGGUAGCCAUAUUCGUUGAUUCAUAUAGCACGCUAGGUCCUUUAGCACGCCUGCUAGCCGGCUAGCUUGCUCGGGAGCUAGUUUGACGAUCCAAGGGAGACCAGACCGCCGAGUCGACUGCUCAACCUAGCCUAGCAUUUUCGGGAAGGAGGCGGCGGGUGGCGAGCAGCAGCGGGGUCGGGAGAACGCGACGGCGUGGAAGUGUGCCAGGAGCGGCUGAUGAGUUCAGACCAGAGCGGAGAGCCGCCGUUGCUGCAGGAGGAGGCUGACCCCGGACCGAAGACCGGUGCGAAGGACGAGGCUCCGCCGAGGAACGAGGGAGGGUCAGGCGGCAUGAAAUAGGAAUAAAGCGACCAUAUUGUCACGAAUCGGCGGCCUCGUCAUUCCGACCCGAAAGCGGAGCUUAGCAGACCCAUUGUCGGGUAAAGUAAAAGGUGUUACCCCCCGACGAAAACAUCAGCCCUGGAGGGAACGUCUCCCCUGAUCUCCUCGACUACGGUCUGGGAGCCGAACAGCAGCAGGAAAGGUUACAUCUAAGGGCACCAGUUUGAACCCUAAUGCCAAAGUAUGGCAGGAGAUGCCCAUGACCCCCAGUGAAGCUGUAUCAAACAGCCCCCAUUGGCCCCCCUCGGACCUCAGUGAGGGUUACUCGGAGCCGCCCUUUGCCGGUUGCAAGCCGUACACUGUGGGAUUCACAGGCCUGGAUAACUGCAGCUCCACAGCAACAGCUGAGAUAGCAGUAAAUGGAAUGGACCCUCCAGAGUUGGGCUUUUCCCCUGCCGAGUGCACCACGGGGACCUCAGAGUCCAAAAUUGAAGAUCAGCCAGUCUCAUCUGAGAACCUACGUGAGUCUCUGAAAAAAGAGCUGGAGUUUUACUUCUCAAGAGAGAACCUCUCCAAGGACCUGUACCUAAUGUCCCAGAUGGACAGUGACCAGUUUGUCCCUAUUUGGACCAUUGCUAGCAUGGAGGGCAUUAAGGUCCUCACUAGUGACAUGGAACUCAUUUUGGAUGUGUUGAGAUCAUCGCCUAUGGUACAAGUGGAUGAGAAAGGGGAGAAGGUGCGCCCCAACCACAAACGAUGUAUUAUCAUACUGCGGGAAGUCCCUGAAACCACACCCAUUGAGGAAGUAGAGUCCCUGUUUAAAAACGACAACUGUCCGAAGGUGAUAAGUGUAGAGUUUGCACAUAACAACAACUGGUACAUCACAUUCCAGUCAGACACCGAUGCUCAGCAGGCAUAUGAAUACUUGCGAGAGGAAGUAAAAACAUUUCAGGGAAAACCCAUAAUGGCCAGAAUAAAGGCAAUCAACACAUUCUUUGCAAAGAAUGGCUACCGUAGCAUGGACAGCAGCCUGUACUCCCAGCAGUCCCAGAGCCAUUCCCAGUACAGCUCCCCCCUGUACAUGCAGCACAUCUACCCACAGCAGCAGUACCCGGUCUACGGCAUUGUGCCCCCCACCUGGACAACCUCGCCCACGCCGUACUUUGAAACUCCUUUGGCACCUUUUCCCAACAGUACCUUUGUGAAUGGAUUUGGCUCUGGACACUAUAAAACUGGCUCUGGUUCUCUUACAGUCACUCGACCUUUUAACAGAAAUCGUGUACCCCUCUAUUCAAGAAAGAAUGUAAUAAAUGCCUUCAGAAACCACACAAAACCCCAGGUUAGGCCGAACGAGUUAACAUCGUCCGUAACUCCUGUGUCAUUGGAAAGUCUGACAGGACUGCGCAGUCCACAGCCUCCUGUCCCUAGCUCUGCCAUCUCUAACCCAGCCCAGCCGGCCUCUGACCUAAGCUCUAUGUUCUCGCAUCUUUCUUCCUCCUCCUCAUCUUUGGACCCUAAUGAUGACAGUAGCAUGGCUGCACGUGGACGAAGAGGCACCACUUACAGAGGAACACGGAGGCGGCGAGAAGAUGACCGUAUUAUGAGGCCUGUACCGCUGGCUGAAGUAAAAGUGUCACCUCCCAAGUUUGACUUGGCUGCCACUAAUUUUCCUCCUCUUCCUGGCUGUGUGAUCAGUACUCAAGGAGAGCCAGUGCUCGAAAACAGAAUGUCGGAUGUCGUUCGCGGUUUGUACAGGGACAAGAUGGAACCGGUAAAUAAAGAAACCACUGUAAGCCCAGCUCCAAGCCAACCUGUGGUCACAGAAGAUAGUUUGACAAGCUUAAGUCCCACCAGAACAUCUGCAAAGCCUGUCACACAACCACUCGCAACUUCAGCUCCUAGUAUGGGGAGUCUGGAGAAGAGGGUUGAGCGACCGGAGCUCAGCAUUCCAAAAGUGACCCAAAGCACAGCACCCAUCCAAGCGACAGUCAGCCCGUCCUCCACACAAGCCGUGCCCAGCGCCAGGCCUCAAGCAACUACUGUCUCCACCCCAGUGAAGCCCAGCAUGCCUACACCUGUUCCUGCCACUGUUCCGACCCUUUCACAGGAGCCACGUAAGCUCAGCUAUGCUGAGGUGUGCCAACGGCCUCCCAAAGACCCCCCACCUGCAGCCCCUGCCUCGGCAUCCCCCAGCAGCACGGCGUCAGGCCAGCCUUUGCGUGAAUUGCGUGUGAACAAGGCUGAGGAGCCAGGCUCCAGCAGCGCUCCUGGAGACAAGCAGGAGAGAGGCCAUGUCAGGGAGGGUGGACGGGAGUUCAAAGACAGCCGGCCCAUGCGUGACCGUGACUUUAAAGCCCACUACCGCAGCAAUGGCCCCAGAGGCACUGGCGGGCUCAAGUUCCGCGACCAGAAGCGGCCGCCUCUAGCACGACGCCACUCUCCGCAGGGAGGUUACAGGCACACUGGCAAAGAGCAGAAUAUUCCACCAGUGUCGCCAAAGUAAAGACGACAAACAAACUUUAUGAAUAGAAAAAAAGAUGUAUGAAAAUAUACAUGGAUAUAUAUGUAUAAUUAUAUUAAAAUGAAUACGUUAAAAGCAACAACAUUAUGGUAGCUACCUUCCCCCUGGAACUUGUCCACAGAAAAGCUUUUAAAAGGGCAACAAGAGCGGGACACCCAGGACUGACGGGCAAAAUGGCGCCUGAUGAACUUAAAUGAGUGAUUUAAAAAAGGAAAUAUGAAUCGUACUUGGCCUUUAGCUUUAUGCUGAAAAGAAUUUAAGUGAUUUUUAUUGGAGGUCAUCUCAUUUAUUUUCUGCUUGGGAGAGGUAGGAUGCUGAUCUACCGGUUUUGAUUUCAAGACUAGACGUCAGGUCUGUAAGAACAUUAUGCACUAAAGGAAAACAUGCAUAUGUCAUGUACAUAUACAAAGAUAUCACUAACACACAAUGAGAUGUCUUUUUUUUUGUGUGUGUGCUUAGGUUUGCAAGUAUGACUGAAGGGUUGACUGUUUAUGCAUUGAUUGUUAAGUGCUGCAUUGUGCUGUUGCACUGAUUUAAUGAAAGGGUGUCAGAGAUGGAGAGACUCAGUCCUGAUACUGGACACCGUGCUCUUGUAAUGUAUAUUAAUAACAUGUUCUACGGCCGGGUUUAAAAUUACGAUGGUCAGACACCAGAAAGUGACGAUUAAUGAGUUUAUGCGCCUUUUUGUUUUCAAGAUAAAAUCCACCCUUGGCUGCGCACUGUCCUGUUGGGCGGUGUGGAUCUGCAAGCCUGGUCCAGAGUUUUCACGAUCAUUCUAAUAUCGCCCUGGAUGAGUACAAAACAUUGAUAAUCAGUCAGGAUCUCUGUUUACAUGUUUGUUUAGUGUAGCGAGAGGCCGAGGUGGUUAAAUGUGACUUGAUUUCCCUGGUGAGUCACAUGAUAUCCAGGUAAUGCUUCUAUCUGUGAACUGCAGCACCGCAUAUAAAGACUGGACAGUGGUUUUAGCUAAGAAUAAUGGCUACACUACAUUUGGAGGUCAUGGAUGUAAAAUAAUUGCCAUUGUUUUCUUGUGCUAUGCGCCAGCUGCCUGCUACAACAGUGUGCUAGGAUACAGUCGGCUAAAUAAUAAUGUAGUCUGUGGAGAUGGUUUGGCCCAGCAAAACUGGAUUUUGAAGAGACGGUAGAGAUAUAGUCGGCUGUGCUGUUAGUUCUUACCCUUCACUAGAGUGGGAGAUUUCAGUUGCUAUAGUAUGGAAAUCACAGUUUGAGGCUUCUGACCGCUUGUUUGUGCUUUUUAGGGUGGGUUUGCUUUUUUUUUCCUUUCUAACAUUUGGACAAAAACUAGUUUAGAAUGUUGAGGUUUGACUCACUUGUAUGUAUUGCUUUUUAAAUAUUUAUUUUAAAUGUUUUGGAUGCACAAGGCUUUUCUCCCAAUCUCGGAAGGCCGGUUUCCCCCACAGCUGUGCGAAAUCGCAUUGGCAAAAAUCAAAUCAUGCCUGUCAUUUGUAACUGUUGAAAAUGCUGGCAGAGAGAGAAUACUUGAUGCGUCGACUUUGAGGGCGAGAAAUACAGUAAUGUAACCGAUCACUGGAGCUAUUAUUUGGUUUUCAUGAAUGAGUUUUGAGCAGCCAGUGAUUUUGUCUAAUUAAAUAAAUGCACUAACAUCAAGAUGAAUUUGCUCAAAAUAAUGUGAAAUCAUUUUUAGAAGCAUAUGGUUGACUGGCUUGCAUAUACCCACCGAUAAAAGAACCCGCCACCCCUUUACCCCUGUCCUUUUUAUGUUUGGGUUAUUUUUGUUCAUUUUGAUUGGGAUUGUAAAAGGAAAUAUAGUUAAUUGAUCAAACAAGUGUUUGAGACACAAUCCUAGAACUGCAAGAAUUGUCACCAAAAAAUAAAUUAUUUUGAUUUGAA